Messenger RNA from Protopolystoma xenopodis, 1146 nucleotides. The record is from the annotation of a GenBank genome assembly. Lineage: Eukaryota; Metazoa; Platyhelminthes; Monogenea; Polystomatidea; Polystomatidae.
AUGCUGAGAAGGCAGUCGGCGAAGGUCGUUGACGUCGGGGAAUCACCGCCAAUCCCAGGCAAGAAUUGCAGUCUCGGCCUGCCUCCAUCAUCCAGCCUGAGGCUUAGUCAAGAUUUCUGCCCACAAUUGGCAGUUGCCGCGGCAACCAUAUCAGAGACACGGUCUACCCUCAGCGACAGGGUAUUCGACGCCUCGGAGGAGGGAGAGGACAUCAACCGUCUGUGCCUUCAGCCAAGUCACAGCUAUGAAGGUACAGAUUCUUGGAGUUACAGUGACAACCGAGCAACAGACAGCGCUCCAGAUGCUAGGUCUGGAUGUAGCAGAAGCUUGGCGAAUGUAAACAUCAAUCUGUCUUCUACCUUGUGGCCAUGCACGGGAUCUGAGAGCUGUUCUGAGCAGCUGAGGGUUCGCCAGGAGGCAGGAAAAUGGCUGACUGGAGGAUGGGUGGCCUCGAUCAACGCGACCUCGGACGACCCAAACAGGCCGAGACGAUGCUCUGGUGACAAAACGAAUGAGGCAGACGCUGGCGAGUCGGCCAGUCUCCGAGGCUACUUGGAUCGCAAAGGUAGGAUUAUACCAAACCUGGGCGCCAAAGCCAGUCUGGAGGCUGGUGCCACUGCCUCCGAGCAGGCCCGGCUGCAAAGCUGCCGAAAACGUAAGACUGGCUGGACACCGGAACAGAACAGCCUAAGCAGGAUGUUGUCCUUAGCCACAAACUCAGAAUUGCCGAAGCAGUUGUCAGUUGACACACCAUAUCCUUGCCACGAAAGGGAGCUACGACGACUGCCCAGCGCCCCCUCGACCCUUCCGUUGAAGCCAGGAACUGAGGCUGGCACCAUUGCAUCAUCGUCAGCCUCAGUAUUAAUCGGCCGACGGAUCGACCAUAAGAGGAUGACCGGAGAGUCGGAUAUUGGGGAAACUGAUAAAAAUAGAUUUCGUCAGAGCUACGAACAAGCCGAUCCCAAAGAAUAUCGUCCAGAAGAGGCGACAAAGUCGGAGAGGGUAAGACGUCUUUCAACGCUUAAAAGUGAUCCUAGAUCAAGUAGAGCCGAUCUUUCUUCAGCUCAUCAUGAGUAUGCUCCACUAAAUAGAAGUGGGUUGACCUCGUUGGCGCAACAUGGUCUUGUUGUCAGGGCGACUAAGUAG